Molecule: messenger RNA, 643 nt
Organism: Drosophila rhopaloa
Lineage: Eukaryota; Metazoa; Arthropoda; Insecta; Diptera; Drosophilidae
Gene: Cyt-c-d
Product: cytochrome c-1
Exons: 2
Coding region: 123-440 (105 amino acids)
Biological process (GO): mitochondrial electron transport, cytochrome c to oxygen; mitochondrial electron transport, ubiquinol to cytochrome c
Cellular component (GO): mitochondrial intermembrane space
Molecular function (GO): electron transfer activity; heme binding
Source: RefSeq, a predicted model, not a curated record
CAUUCGCCUCAAAGCAGCGCUCUUUGAGAGAGCGAGAGCGAAAGAGGCAGAGCUCCAAAUAGUGGGAGGCAGAGCAACAAGCAGCGGAAGAGCGAGAGAGAAGAGUCCAGCAGGCUUCCAGGAUGGGUUCUGGUGAUGCGGAGAACGGCAAGAAGAUCUUCGUGCAGAAGUGCGCCCAGUGUCACACCUACGAAGUGGGCGGCAAGCACAAGGUGGGCCCAAAUCUGGGCGGAAUCGUUGGUCGCAAGAGCGGCACUGCAGCUGGGUACAAGUACACCGAGGCCAACAUGAAGAGAGCUGUCACCUGGACGGAGGGUAAUCUGGACGAGUACCUCAAGGACCCGAAAAAGUACAUCCCAGGCACAAAGAUGGUUUUCGCUGGUCUCAAAAAGGCUGAAGAACGAGCCGAUUUGAUCGCCUUCCUCAAGACAAAUAAGUAGAUGAAAAAUUCCUGUGAAACAACAAGAUCGGCAACUACAACAUCGGGAAGACGGCACCAAAGAAAUUCAACCUAACAUUUUCAACAUAUAUUGUUGUUUGCAGCUUAUCACAUUUAUCUUUAAUUGGCAGAAACCCAUGCCCAAUGAUAAUUUGAAAAGGUUGACUUAUACUUUUUUCAAUUAAAGUUGAGGAAACUAACAAA